Molecule: messenger RNA, 735 nt
Organism: Effrenium voratum
Lineage: Eukaryota; Dinophyceae; Suessiales; Symbiodiniaceae
Source: the annotation of a GenBank genome assembly
AUGAAGAGAUGGCUGGAGAAGGAGCUGCGCAAGGUGACAGAGAAAGCCGGCGCAGACUCCGUCAUCCUCACUGCCCUGGAGAAGCUGAACCGGAAGGUCUCGGGGGUCUUCGAUGCGAAGUCGGAGAAAGCGGAGGCGAAGACCCAAGCGUACAACGAGCUUCAAGAGGAGAUCGACAGCAUCGAGGAGGCCCGCGCGAAUCUGCAAGGGAACCUCGCCAGGUGGGAGGUGCGGGAGACCAACCUGCUGCAAGAGAUCCAGGUGCUCAAGUCUCAGCUCCGCGAAGGCCGCGCACCUCGCCUGGCCUUGCAGCAGGCGAAGACAGAACUGGACGCCGUGAGGCAAGACUUGCGCAACGCCAAGAAGGAGGUGACGCAGCAGCGCGGCGAGCUUCGGGAGACCCAGAACCGCCUGGAGAAAGCUCAGAAGUCCAUGGACAAGGAAGUCUCGGCUGCACGCAAGCUGCAGGAGGAACUUCAGGAUCAAACCAAGAGCCGAGAGGAGGCCACUGAUCGCCUCGCUCAACAAGCCCAAGUGGAACAGGAGCUGAGGCAGGAGCUGUGGAAGGUCCGGGAGGAGCUGGCGGAGCUGCAGAUCCGCGAGGAGCAGAGCCGGGAGGUCGCGGCGGAGAUGGAAGAGGAGAUUGACAACUUGCUUCGCGAGGCCAAGUCGGCGCAACAAGCCCUGGAGAAGGCUGCGCCGCGGAAGACCCGCCGCUUCUGGCCUUUCCGCUGA